Aaosphaeria arxii CBS 175.79 is the source of this 1348-nucleotide messenger RNA. RefSeq lists its product as uncharacterized. Gene Ontology annotation, molecular function: protein binding. The record is from RefSeq and is a predicted model, not a curated record. NCBI's taxonomy places the organism in Eukaryota, Fungi, Ascomycota, Dothideomycetes, Pleosporales. Bases 306 to 1289 code for a protein of 327 amino acids. The transcript has 3 exons.
CAAACACUCCCUGCUGUCCCCCUCCCUGGCGUUCAUUGACACCCGAUCUCAUUAGCUGCACGCAAUAUGAGGGGUCCCUGCUCAGCUGAGGUGCGGAAAAUGUCUCUCCGGGGCACCGUGAAGGAGUUGGAGCGGGUGGAAUAGCGUCCCUGGUCGCCGGGCUUUAAAAACCCCUCAUGAGCCUUCUUCAGACAAUUUACCAACGUGUCAAGCUUCUCUCAUUGUCUCGGCCUGUACGCAGUCACUCUCCCAUAUCCCACUUUGAUCAUCGUGCACUCAUCACUGGAGUCAUUCAAUAAACCAUCAUGGACUUCCUCAAGAAGAAGAUGAAGGAACUGUUGGACGAUGAUGACAAACCCAAGGACAAGGAGAACAAGGAGGGCAAGGAAAACAAGGAAUCAAAACCUGAAGAACAUUCUGCUGCUCCAGGAGAACGAUCUUUUGGAGAUCCCAAUCAGGGUGGUUAUCCUCCUCAGCAACAAUACCCCCCUCAACAGCAAUAUCCCCCUCAGCAGCAGCAGCAGCAGCAAGGUCCGGGGGGAUACUAUGCACAGCAGGGUUACUAUAACCAGCAACCCCCACACGCGGGUUCGCCCGCACCUUACGGUGGUUCGCCAGCGCCGCCUCAGGGUCCUCCCGCGCCAUACGGCGCCCCUCCACCAAUGCCACCAGGCUGGGUCGCUCAAUGGGAUCAGAACAGCCAACGUUGGUACUAUCUUGAACAAGCUACUGGACGCACACAAUGGGAUCCACCCAUGCAUUCACCACCACCAGCAGGCCCAUAUGCUCCCCCGCCGCCACCGGGUGGCCAGGGCUACGGUGGUCCCUAUGGCCAAGCUCAGGGCCAUGAGCAGGAGCGCGCUCUAUUCGGCGCUCCUCCACCAGGUCAUGGAGCCCCAUACGGUCAAGGAGAUCCGUACAGCGGGGACAAGAAAGAGAAGAAAGACAAAGACAAGGGCCACUCCACUGCCAUGCUCGCAGCAGCUGGAAUUGGAGGUGUAGCCGCCGGUGCUUGGAUUGGGCACGAACUCACUGAGAACUCUGAUGACGAGAGUAAGGCAGCGGCAGCGGCUCCUGCCGCCUACCCUCCUGCUGCUGGUUAUCCACCGCCCGCGGCACCUCCAGCGGAGCCUGCUGCUUUCCAGGAACCACCGCCCGUCCCUACACAUGAUGCCGAUGGCGACUCCAUUUCAAGUAGUGACCGCGAAUCACUCGAGGAGAGGCGCCAGGAGCUGAUCGAGGCCCAAGAAGAGUAUCAAGAAGAGCUCGAAGAGGCAUACGACGACUGAGACUAGCGGUCCCGUUUCGAUUUUUCGGAUUUCGAGAUCGGGACCUCGCCUCUCAGGCC